UCUUGGUGAAGAAGAAGGAGCAGAGAUCAAAAGCUCCUCUACACUCUACAUUACCUCCGUCUCUUCGAUCCCGUCCACUCCGAUCGAUUCUGUUCGCUGCUCCGGCGAUUGAUUCCGUCGUCUCCUCUCAUCUCCUCUCCUCUCCUCUUCGGCCGUCAGAUUGGCUGAUAGCCAAAAUGUCUACGCAAAUGGUUGAAGUUCCUCCAAAGGGUGGAUUUAGCUUUGAUCUGUGUAGGAGGAAUGCUAUGCUUGCUAAGAAGAGUGAGGGUGCCAAGGCCCCUUCUUUCAGGAAAACGGGAACGACGAUUGUGGGGUUGAUUUUCCAGGAUGGUGUCAUUCUUGGAGCUGAUACUAGAGCAACUGAAGGACCUAUUGUUGCUGAUAAGAACUGCGAGAAAAUUCACUACAUUGCACCAAACAUAUAUUGCUGUGGUGCUGGAACUGCUGCAGAUACAGAGGCAGUAACAGACAUGGUGAGCUCACAGCUGCAAUUGCAUCGCUACCAUACCAGCCGUGAAUCCAGGGUUGUGACGGCGCUGACACUUCUGAAGAGGCACCUUUUCAACUAUCAAGGUUACGUUCAGGCUGCUCUGGUUCUUGGUGGAGUUGAUGUUACUGGACCUCACUUGCACACUAUAUAUCCCCAUGGCUCGACAGACACACUACCAUUUGCUACAAUGGGUUCGGGUUCUCUUGCUGCAAUGUCUGUAUUUGAAGAUAAAUUCAAAGAAGGCUUGACGAGAGAAGAGGGCAUUAAGCUGGUGACUGAGGCAAUAUGUGCGGGUAUUUUCAAUGAUUUGGGAUCUGGAAGCAAUGUUGAUGUGUGCGUCAUAACUAAGGGUGAUAAGGAGUACCUGAGGAACCAUCUGAUGCCUAACCCCCGUACAUAUGUCAGCGAGAAAGGGUAUACUUUCCCCAAGAAGACUGAGGUUCUCUUGACGAAGAUUACUCCUCUGAAGGAGACGGAAGAAAUUCCUGAAGCGAGGGACGAUAUGGAAGAGUAGAGUUCUCACGGUGAUACUUGUUUGAUGCUUCUAAUGAGGUACGCAGCUGGAACAGUAUCCCAGCUGGUUCAGUAUUCAAGGCUGAAGCCUCUUUAGCAUCUGCAAACUCGAACGCACUAGCAAAGAUUUUUCAUGUGAUGACCCAACAAAGAAGUUUGUGUGAGAAAAUUACACUGUACUCUGUGACGAAUCCGGUUUCUUCUACUUGGAUGAUUCCUCUGUUCAUUAAAUCCUCUUUAUACACUGUCUGCGUUGUUCUCU
Messenger RNA from Punica granatum (pomegranate), 1265 nucleotides. The record is from RefSeq and is a predicted model, not a curated record. Lineage: Eukaryota; Viridiplantae; Streptophyta; Magnoliopsida; Myrtales; Lythraceae.